ACUAUGAGUACACGGUUUACUGUCAGUACUUACAGGAAGAGAGAGAUAACAAGAAAGUAAGCCUAGUCUUUGAUCAUCUAUUAUUAACUUCCCUUCCAUUUACAUAGAAAAAUCCAAUUAGAGUGUACAAAGGUAGGCUUAUGCCGAGGUUUGAUAAUAGAGUUUUUCAGUAAACAAUAUAAUACUAUGCUGUACAGUGCAGUGCGAGCUGACUUCUUUUGGAUCUAAGAACAAUCAAGGAAAAAACUUCAAACUUGUCGAUUUUACAUCGGAAAACGAACAUGGAACUGAUUUGCAGAUAUGUUUGGCUGAUUGUGGUAGUCAGUUUCAUGAAAGUGAAUAACUUUGAUUGCUCAGCAGUAACAGACUUUCCUCAGCUGGAUAACGUCAAUUCAAAGUACGUUUGCCAAAAUGACUCCAUUAGCCUAAGUUGUCCUAGUCCCAGUCUCCUGGAGAUCCAAGCAGCGUCAUUUGGCCGUGCUAUGGAUGUCAUAUGUGCUAGUGGUGCRAAUGCUGACAGAUCAUGUUACAUAUUACAUACAAAAGACAUAGUAAAGCAGAUGUGCGAUUAUAAGCCAGAGUGUAAAUUUGUGGCUAAUGCUGAAAACUUUGGUAAUGACUGCCCUGACGUGGACAAGUACCUAAAUGUUAUCUAUGCUUGCGUGAGUAAUCCUGAUGUGGAGUAUUUCAAAACCAAAGCUACAACAAUAGAGUCAUCCUCUACACUGCCAACUCAGCCUCUGACCUUCAAAGCUACAACGAUAGAGUCAUCCUCUACAAUGCUAACCCAACCUCUGGCCGUUAGUCCUACAACUAUAGAGUCAUUAUCUGCACGGUUAACUCAAUCUCUGGUCYUCAAUAUAACUACUCUUCAAAGCAACGUUACCCUGGCUCCAAACAUUUCAAUGAAUAACAUUACAUCUUCAAUUAUCCAACCUUGGACCACAUCCAAAAAACCAAAAARAAUACCAAAGGCUCCCAAAACCAAAGUUCGUAAAUUCAAUCCUGAUGGACCUCCACUGGAUUUCCUUGCCAAAGCAGGACAAAAAUCGAUAUUUCAGGUAAAAAUACAUACUCAAGUGAUUAUCUUGAGUGCACUUGGAACUCUGACGUCACUCUUCCACUAGUUAUCGUACACCGAGCUGUAUAAGUGAAGCAACACAACAUCUAUCAGGUGUAUGUCAGUUAAUCAAGAAAGAAUAUGAUAUUCGUCUUAGCUUGUUACUAAUAGACUGAACGUGAUCGAAAGGACUGAAUGAAAACCCAACUAUACAAAACCUUAUGAAUACCAGUAAGACGACAGGGUUACGAACCUGAAAAAUAUAUUGAAUACCUUAUCGUCCAAAAGGCUAGUUUUGAGUUCCAAAUUACCGCUGGGUUCCUUGAUUGCAGACUAAUUCAUUCAGGGUUAGCCUCGAAUCAGUGACUAAAUAUUUUAAACUAAUUAAAAUUUUGAGACGACAAUACCACGAAAUAUUGACGGCUAUAUUACGUGGUAUUGUCGUUUCAAAAUCGUAAAUAGUUUUAUAUUGCGAUUCUAAAGAAUUUAAAACACAAAAAAGGAAAAAAACUGACCAAUUUUCUUUGAUUAAAGGCGAAAUUCUCCUUAUGAGCGCGCGCUAUGGCGCAUGCAACUAGCGUAAAAAUUUGACGCGCGCAACACCAGAGAAAAACGUUUGCGUGCACUUCAGCACUUUUUCUAAGAAUU
Molecule: messenger RNA, 1708 nt
Organism: Actinia tenebrosa (Australian red waratah sea anemone)
Lineage: Eukaryota; Metazoa; Cnidaria; Anthozoa; Actiniaria; Actiniidae
Molecular function (GO): carbohydrate binding
Source: RefSeq, a predicted model, not a curated record